GCAAGAGAGAGUCUCCGAAGCACACUAGUGAGUUUUGCGACGUCUCGAAACGAAUUUCCGAGCGUAGCCUAUCCGCCGCUAGUCAGGCAGGCAGGCACCGCUCCUCUUGGGAGGGCUUGCGAUCGCGAUAGCGCUGGCGGUAUCCUUCGCGUGCUCCGCGUGCGACGAUCGCUGUGCGACUGUACUGCGUGUGCGACGUCGCCCGGCGACGGCAUGGACGCGGCGAAUCUGAAGCUCGCGGAGGGGCUUGUGUCGCCGUCGUACGUGCGACAGGGCGGUCAGUCUCUCGCGCAGCGACACAACAUGGUGAAGAGCCUCUUAUCUCAGAGGAAGCUCCCAAGGGACGGUUGGGACGACGACACCAUCGAACUGCUGCUCAAGGACCUAGCUUUGAUGGACAGCAGCGGGUUCAAGGGCGGGGUGGGCAUGGGGGAGAGGGAGGCUCGGUGUGCGAGUGGGCUGGUGAGGAGGCGGCACUACGGCAUGACCCAUGGCAUGGGGCGGUCAGGGAACAUCACCGACGAGCAGCCAAAGGCUGCAGGGUCAACCCUGGCAUGUCGCCUCGCCAAUCUGCUGGUGAAGGACGCCCUCUCACUUGCAGGGCUCACAGACAUAUCAGCAGUGACGGUGCUGCCCGUGGCUACAGGCAUGGCCCUCACGCUUUCUCUCCUUGCUCUCAAGACCAGCCGACCCUCUGCGAAGUACGUGCUGUGGUCUCGCAUCGACCAGAAGACAUGCCUCAAAUGCAUCCUCACAGCUGGACUCAUACCCGUGGUAGUUCCUCUCGAGUUGAACGGUGACCAGCUCUGUACCAACCUCCCGACCUUGGAGCGAGAAAUUGAGUCUCGAGGGGCGGACAGCAUUCUCUGCGUCCUCUCCACCACCUCCUGCUUCGCUCCCAGAGCCCCUGAUAAUGUCGAGGCCAUAGCCCGUCUCUGCGCCCGCCUCGAAAUCCCCCAUAUAAUAAACAACGCGUACGGGGUGCAGAGCGCUGACAUCUGCGCUGAGGUCAGCCGGGCGUGGAGGAGGGGGCGAGUGGAUGCGGUGGUCCAGAGCACAGAUAAGAACUUUCUGGUACCGGUUGGGGGGGCUGUAAUCGCUGCUGGGCCUAACAAGUCAACGCUGGUCAAUGCAGUCAACGCCUCGUACCCAGGUGGGGCGUGCGUCCAUCUCGCCCAUCCUGGAUGUCCUCAUAACGCUGCUCUCGCUGGGCGCCAACGGGUGGCAGGCGCUGCUGCAGGAGAGAGAGGACCUCUUUCCUUACCUGAGAGACAGAAUGCGAGUGGUGGCUGAGAAACACGGCGAGCAUGUGCUGCAGUCGCCACGCAACCCGAUCUCCCUGGCGAUGUCACUCUCCUCGCUCACCCCUGCACAUCUGCCUGCUGGGGUCGCAUGUGGUCCCGCCGGCUCCACAUGCAAUUCUGCUGACGCCACACACAUGCAUGCUGAUGUCACUCGCGGUUCUUCGAACUCCAUGCUCCAACAUGCUGCAGAGCCAUCUGCCGUGGCAGCAGCAAAAAGAGAAGCAGUAGCACAGCCAACAGCAGCAUCAUCGUCAUCAUCAUCAGCAGCAGCAGCAGCGGCAGCAGGAGGAGAAGAGUCAGCAGCAGUACCAUCAGCAGCGGGGGGAGAGGGGCUGAGAGGGGCAGAUGAGAUGAGAGGUGCUGCCGCAUCAGAGAUGCUGCUGACAACUUCAGCUGGAGCCGCUGAGCCACUCACAACUUCUGCCACAACUUCUGCCACAACUUCUGCCACCCCUCCUGCCGCCACUCGUGCCGCCCCUCAUGCCGCCCCUCCUGUCGUGCUUCUCCCCUUAUCUCCCCCGCCCCAUCCACCUGCAGGCCCCAUCGCUCCCCCUAUCCUCGCCCCCACUGCUCCCCCUAUCCUCGCCCCCACUGCUCCCCCUA
Messenger RNA from Closterium sp. NIES-67, 1907 nucleotides. The record is from the annotation of a GenBank genome assembly. NCBI's taxonomy places the organism in Eukaryota, Viridiplantae, Streptophyta, Zygnematophyceae, Desmidiales, Closteriaceae.